Molecule: messenger RNA, 1383 nt
Organism: Acipenser ruthenus (sterlet)
Lineage: Eukaryota; Metazoa; Chordata; Actinopteri; Acipenseriformes; Acipenseridae
Exons: 6
Coding region: 1-1383 (460 amino acids)
Source: RefSeq, a predicted model, not a curated record
AUGGUAGAAACCAGAGGCAGCAUGUGCCUCAGCCAGCGGCAGCCGGACAGCAGUGAUGAGCUUCCAGCCAAGGUGAGCGGGACCCAGCCGGACAGCAGUGAUGAGCUUCCAGCCAAGUUGAGCGGGACUCAGCCGGACAGCAGUGAUGAGCUUCCAGCCAAGUUGAGCGGGACUCAGCCGGACAGCAGUGAUGAGCUUCCAGCCAAGGUGAGUGGGACCCAGCCGGACAGCAGUGAUGAGCUUCCAGCCAAGGUGAGCUUGACCCAGCCGGACAGCAGUGAUGAGCUUCCAGCCAAGGUGAGCUUGAUCCAGCUGGACAGCAGUGAUGAGCUUCCAGCCAAGGUGAGCGGGACCCAGCUGGUCAGCAGUGAUGAGCUUCCAGCCAAGGUGAGCGUGACCCAGCCGGACAGCAGUGAUGAGCUUCCAGCCAAGAUGAGCAGGACCCAGCCGGACAGCAGUGAUAAGCUUCCAGCCAAGGUGAGCUUGACCCAGCUGGACAAUGAGCUCCGUGAGCAGCCGAGCAGCGGCGCUGAGGCCAAACCAGACAAGGCAGGCGCGGAGGUACAGUGCAGCGUGAGAUGCCUGCUGAUAACGAUGAGUUCACUGGAGUGCACCACGAUUGGAGGGAGCCUCAAGCAGAUUGACGCCAGCGUAGGUCAGGUGGUUGGCAUGAGCAGCACGGACGCAGUCUUCGUUUGCUACGGAAACAACUGGGUGCAGCUCCCAGAGGCCCUCAAACACAUGUCUGUGGGGCUCUCAGGAGUCUGGGGUGUUAACAAAGACAAUUACAUCUACAAGAUAGUUGGAGGAAACUGGCAACAAACUCAUGGUCUCCUGAAACAGAUUGAUGCUGGCGGUGAUGAAUUUGUUGCUGGAGUCAACUUGAAUGACAACAUCUGCCUGAAUGUUCAUAGCACAGACCCGAUUCCCUGGAACUUGCUUCCUGGAGCUCUCAAGUACUACUCCUGUGGGCCCUACAACUGCUGGGAAGUGAACUCUGGUGAUCAGAUCUAUGUGAUGAAAGGAGUGACUCCAUCUUCCUGUAUGGGCAGCAAUACAUGGCAGAACAUCCCUGGAGCCUUGUCCAUGAUUGAGGUCUCCACUGACAGCAGUGUGUACGGGGUGAACUCUGGCGGGGACGUCUUUUGCAGGCAAGGGAUCACUGCUAGUAAUCCAGCCGGCACAGAUUGGGUUCAUCUGCUUAUUUGUGGAAAGAGCAAGCAUGUGUCAUACGAUCUGGGUGUGCUGUGGGUGAUCGGACAAGACGACUCAAUCCAGGCUUGUCACCAAACUCCACAGAACAAAAAGAAAAAAAUAACUUCUUAUCUCAUACAAGUGAACGCCAGCCAGUUAACAAACAUAUUACUAAGUCUCAGUUUGUGA